AUGGCGGCGCCCGAGCGGAGUGGCGGGAGCGUGCGCACGUCGACGGCGCAACCGCGGCCCGGGGAAUCCCCGCGCGGCUCGACCGGCGCCUCCGCCCUCGACCCUCAGCGAACCUCCUCGCGCGCCUCCGCCAAGCAGCCCUUGAACGAGCUCAACGGCGAGGCGACGGCCGGAAAACAGAGCAAGAUGGCGCGGCCGAAAACCACAUCGAAUGGCGGGCUGGACCUACCUCAGUGUUGCAGCCCGCGCACCGGGAUGCCCACGGGCGGCUUGGCGAUGGGCAUGCCCAUGCAGACCCCCUUCGGCACCGGCAUGCCCGGCGGCGGCGGCGGUGGGUGGUACCCACAGUACCCGCCCGACGCGCAGACCGCCAUGCCCAUGGGAAUGGCGCCCUACCCGCCAGGCGGCGGCGCGCCGGGUUUCCCGGGCAUGCAGGGCAUGGCACCGGGCGCGUCGCAGUUCCCACCCAUGGGCACGCCUCCCGGGCCUGGUGCCGCACCCGGCUUCCCAACGCAAGGCUUCGGGCUUGGCUCGAACGGUCCCGUGAAUCAAGGACCCUGCCCCGGCUCGCCUUUUCCUGCACCGUCCGGCCCCAGCGUGUGCCCGUUCGCGCCUCCCGGCAGUGGCGGCGGCGGCGGCGGCGGUGGCGGCAAACAGUUCCCACCCAUGGGCCCGCCCAUGGGCCCACCCAUGGGCCCUUCCACGGGCCCUCCCAUGCGUCCUCCCAUGGGUCCUUCCAUGGGACCUCCCAUGGGACCUCCCAUGGGACCUCCCAUGGGACCUCCCAUGGGACCUCCCAUGGGACCUCCAAUGGGACCUUCAAUGGGCCCUCCGAUGGGACCCCCCAUGGGCCCUCCCAUGCCCCCGGGCGCGCCCGUGAUGCCGCAGAUGGGCCCCGGGGGUGGGCCUGCACCCUCACCGCCCCCGCAGGGUGGCUGGCGUCAGCCGCAGCCGUGUCCAGCAAGCUGGAGCUCAGGGGGCUGGGGCCAGCUGCAGCAAUCUCCAGGGGGCUGGGGCCAGCCGCCGCCGCCGUCUCCAGGCGGCUGGGGCCCACCCCCGCCUUCUCCUCUCAGCGCCGCUGCUGCUGGUGCAGCCGCGGCGUUCGGAGCCGCUGGAGGGGCGUGCUGCGUGCCAAAACCCGACGCGGAUGUCUCGCCUCCAGUAAAGCCGAAGAAGAGCGCGGCGGCUCCAGGAAAGGCGAAGCAAAGCGCCGCCAACGCUCUGGUUGAGGAAAACGUUGUAGACGUCGGGGAAGCUCCUGGCGGACAAAUUAAUGCUGACGCGAACAUCAAUGUUGAAGAGAACAUCAAUGUUGAAGAGAACAUCAAUGUUGAAGAGGACAUCAAUGUAGAAGAGGACAUCAAUGUUAAAGAGGACAUCAAUAUUGAAGCGGAUGGAGAUAUCAAUGUUGAAGCGGAUGUAGAGGUCACUAUUGAUGCGGAUGGAGAGAUCAAUGUUGAGGCGGACAUAAAUGUGGAAGAUGAGGCAGACGCAGGAUAA
Gryllus bimaculatus (two-spotted cricket) is the source of this 1500-nucleotide messenger RNA. The record is from the annotation of a GenBank genome assembly. Lineage: Eukaryota; Metazoa; Arthropoda; Insecta; Orthoptera; Gryllidae.